Messenger RNA from Eucalyptus grandis, 1057 nucleotides. RefSeq lists its product as uncharacterized. The record is from RefSeq and is a predicted model, not a curated record. The transcript has 7 exons. Lineage: Eukaryota; Viridiplantae; Streptophyta; Magnoliopsida; Myrtales; Myrtaceae. Bases 127 to 765 code for a protein of 212 amino acids.
UUGACCUAAAAUUGCUUCAUCAGCCUCCACGCACUGUGCAGCGAGCGCUUGGCUGGAACCGCCGCCCUGCAAAACGGACUCCUUCAAGACGACGAAGAAGAAGAGGAGUCGAAGACAGAGGAGAAGAUGAGCAAUCGGCGCGGCCCGCCCAAGCACCAGAACGCCUUCGCCUGGAAGCCCAACGCCGGCGUCAAAAUCAACGAGACGGAGGUCGGAGGGAGGUUCCGGCCGUACUCCGAGAUAACCGGAGUUUGCGUUCGGUGCAAGGAGCAGAUCGAGUGGAAGCGCCGCUACGGCAAGUACAAGGCCCUCACCGAACCUGCCAAGUGUCAGAAGUGUACUAGGAGGGCUGUUCGUCAAGCUUACCACAACCUUUGCUCUGGAUGUGCCAAGGAGCAGAAAGUGUGUGCUAAGUGUCGUUGCCAGGUUGACAACUUAGUUGGCAGAGACUCUUCUGAAGUGGAAGCAGAGCAAAAAGCACUCGAGGAGGCAAUUAAGAAUGCUCGAGAAAGGGAUAGAAGAACACUACUUCGUGCUAUGAACAAGUCAAAAGAUAAUAAUUCGGGGAAAGAUGAUGAUUUGGGGAAAUCUGCCACUGAGAAAGCAAACAAGGUAGGAGAUAUAUUUCCCUCUUCAUCACUUGAGGAUUAUGCCAGAUCACGCCAACAAGGCAGAGUGGGUCGUGGUAAUGAGGAAGAAGAAGUGGAGGGUGAGGAGGAAGUGGAGGACAAUACGGAGGAAGACAACACCGAUGACGAGGAAUAAAUCUGUAAAGCAUAUAAAGGUUUAGACUGCUCCCUAUUUAUGCUGUCCCUGACAGUAAAUAUGCGAGCAAUUUUGAGAGAGUUGCAAAUGGGUUUUAGACGAAUGAAUUUAGAUAUCUAAAUGGAAGACGGAUAUGCCUUCUGUCAUCUCCAUGGAUAGAUUACAGAUUCAUAAUUUUUUCCCUGCCCAUCUGAAAGGAAAGCAAUGUGUUGUUUUUUUUCGCGGUGCCGCUGGGAUAUUGAAUAUGAAAAUGAUGAAGAGUUUUGUAUUUACUUACUCCUUUACGGGCUUC